Molecule: messenger RNA, 1989 nt
Organism: Chlamydomonas reinhardtii
Lineage: Eukaryota; Viridiplantae; Chlorophyta; Chlorophyceae; Chlamydomonadales; Chlamydomonadaceae
Exons: 2
Coding region: 94-1566 (490 amino acids)
Source: RefSeq, a predicted model, not a curated record
GGUGUCAACCACGUCGACCUGCCUGCGUUCCUGUCUGCCCUGCAAGCUAAGACUUUCGCCCUCCUUGCCCAGCCAGGCCGGCAACCCUGGAAGAUGCUCACCCGGGCGCUGCUUACCCAUGUGCGCCCGGACUCCGCCACCACGUGGGCGUGGGUGUACAGCGACGCGCCGGCGCCAGCGGGGCUGCCUGCCCGGCUGGCGGCCGCGGUCGGCCACGUGCGGAGCGCGGGUGUGGAACAGCAUCCGCCGCAGCCAGCCACUCAGCCGCCAGCGGCGCCGCCACAGUGGCGGGUUAGCCUGGACCAGCUGUGGGUGGCUAACGCUGCGGGGGCUGUGUCCUACGUCCACUACACGGGGCGGCUCUUGGAGCCUGGGCCUGGUGUGCUGCCCCCGGCAGUGGAUGGGGUGUGGCAGCCUGCCUGUGUGCUGCAGCAUCGCAAGCCGCUGCACCUGUGGACCUUUGAAGAGCGGGCGGCGUACGAUGCAGCAUCACCAGGGGAACGGGCAGGGGCGUGGCCUCGGGCGCCGUACUUCCUGGCGCCUGAAGCUGGAGUGGUGGUGCACCCGGAGCACUGCCGGAUUGCGGGUGUCAGCUUGGCGGACUACACGGUGCGGGACGUGCGGCGGGCCAUCACCGCGGCUAACCCGGCCGCACCUCCGACUCCGGCCCGCCCCGCAGCCAUGCCGUGCCCGGCGCCAGCACAGCAGGCGGGGGGUUCGGGGACACAGCCGGCGGCACAGUCGCGGCUGGUGGAGCGGGAGGCGGAGUGGCAGCGUGCAGCGGCGCAGCUGACCACCACGGCGGCGCAGCACUUCCACAAUAACCCGGUGGCUCUGGACCCCUGGCUCCACCGCACCUCCGCGGCCGCCGGGCAGCAGAACACGCCGGCGAGAGAACUGCAGUCGUAUGCGUCCCCGUCCCAGCACUCGGGUGAGGGGCCGCGGCGCUCCGCGCGGCUGCAGGAGCAGGCGGCGGGCGGGGCGGGACCUAGCACGGGGCCUACCACGGCGGCGGCGGCAGCAGCGGCGGCGGUGGAGGGCGACCCUCGCAUGCUGCCCCCGGAUGCGUCCCUUCUGCGGGCUUAUGCGCAGGCGAGGACGUGGCUGCAGCAGCUGUGGGCCUGCGUUGCGCCCCAGGCAGCGGCGCCGCCAGUGACGGACGCGGGCUUCAUGCUGGGGGACCGCAUGGGUGUGUGGACCUCAGGCCCGCGGGGGGCGGGCGCGCUGCUGUGGAGCACUUUGCGGGCCACCUUCUUGUACGCCGUCUGGUGUGCGUACUGGUCCCGCGAGCCUGCUAAGCAGACGUCGGAGCAUGUGGUUCGGGAGGUGGUCAGCGAGCUGCGCAGGGUGAUGCAGCUGCGUUUCACUGCCGCCACGCUAACCCCUGAAACCCUGUCGGCUCUGCCCACUCAGCUUCUCACCGCACAGCUCAAGGCGGCUAAGCUGGAGCACUUUGUUGCCAUCUGGUCGGCGGGUGGCGCGCUUUGUGAAGUGGAGGAGGUUCAGGGUGGGUCACCGAAGUUGAACUUGCGGCUGACGCUUGCAUCACCUGUGCAGGCCCCCUAGGUUUCCUUCUGGGCAGCGUUUCUUUCCAGGCACUGGCGUGGCGUUUUAUCGUCAUCAGCUUGUCUGGCGCCCAUGAGUUUUUUUUUUUUGAGGAAUCAUCCUAUGAGUACUAGCUCUGGCUGGAGUGGCAGCGCCUGGGCGGCUGUGGGACUUCCUGCACAGCACGUCUUGCAGCGGGCUGGAGCCCGCUUAGUCAGCGCCACAUCUGGCCCGUUUAGUUUUCUGCUUGUGUCUCCUCUGCCGGUUCUCCUGGGGUGUUGCUUAAGCAACCGACUUGCGGGGGUGGGGUGGGUUCGGGCGGGGCUUGUGCGUAGCACUGGUGUUUCCUUUUCUGGCGCGCAGUGGUGGUGGUUCUUGCGGUUAGGCUGUGGUGUAGGCUGGUGCUUGAGUUAGGUCUGGCGGUGUUUUUGUGCUACCCCUCCC